Molecule: messenger RNA, 1820 nt
Organism: Ooceraea biroi (clonal raider ant)
Lineage: Eukaryota; Metazoa; Arthropoda; Insecta; Hymenoptera; Formicidae
Product: E3 ubiquitin-protein ligase DMA1
Biological process (GO): protein ubiquitination
Molecular function (GO): ubiquitin protein ligase activity
Source: RefSeq, a predicted model, not a curated record
GGUUAGACCUAGCAUAGCUUACGAAACCGUGUAUAUACGUAGGUGGUUUCUGUUGUUACACGAGUUGUAAUACGACCGAACGAGAUGCAAGAUGGUUGUUUUCGCGCGGACCUCCGCUACACUUUCUCACGAUUACCGUAAAAUCGGGAUAUCUUUGUAGCUCGUCGGGAGGGGGGAAUUCCCCUUGAGAAGACGAUACUGUAAAUCGGCAAGUUCGAGUUCACACAUGGCACGACCUCGCGGUAAUUGCGAAUCGGUGAGAAUAGGUGCAUCUGUCGGUCGUGCGUCGUGCGUCGUUCUCGUUUCGUAAUAGAAAUGACGUAUCCCGGACUAGUGCUUCUUAUCGGAGUUGGAAUUGGACUGGCGACUUUCCUCUACCAUGUCUUUACCGAGAGCAACCGGUUGGAGGAACAAGAACGGUACUCGAGGAACAGAAGACCGUCGAAUCACUACGAGGAUUGGACGGAGAGAUCGCAUCGAUCCGAAAAUGCGUUCUUGAAUAGAAGGAGCUCGUCCAAUUCAGAGGCAAGAGAUCUCGCGACUAGUAGAGAGGACGUAAACAAUUGUUCAAUCUGCCAAUACGCGUUAAACCAAAUGGAGGUGAUACAGUUGCGUCCUUGCAAACAUAACUUUCACAAGGAAUGCAUUAACGAAUUAAGAAAAUUCGAUCCUGGGGCCUCUUGCCCUAAUUGCAGAAGACAGAUCAGGCACGCGAUAUAAAUUGAGCACGCGUGUGUCCCACUACUCUGUUUGGAUCGUUUUGUACAAUCAUCACUAGCAAAUAUGGAUCGUCCUGCGAGCGCUCUACUUUAAUUGCACAAUGUCCAUUUAUUUUCUAUUUAAUUUGUCUUUGUUUUGUAUUCAAUAUCUAUCUAGAUUUCCGAGUUGCGCGUAAACAUUGCAUCGCAAUGUUUCUCUAUGAUACUUGUGCGAUAUAUAAGAUUUAAGAUGUUAGAUAUUGACAUUAAAGUUGAUUCAUCGAAAUAUCUCACAUAUUUAUUGCUCUCUCUCGCACUCUCUAUUUACUUGAUAGAUUUUUAGAGAAAGGAACGCGACGAUUCUUUGAAGAGAUUCUCGAGUAUAGUGAACGAUGCUCAAACUCUGUGUCAUCUGGUGGUUUCUGUUUGAUCGUUUCACGAAUUACCACCUCGUUAUACCAUUGUAUUUUAUGACGAAUGACGAGAUUUAUACGAGCACAACUAUAUCUUCCUCUCUUUUUAUAAUUUAAUUAUCUUUCAAAUUUGACAACUCAAGGUACAAGAGACGAGAGGGAGGGCUGUAGUAGCGUCGUAAGAAUAAUUAAUCUCGAUAUGCACGACCGUCUACCGAUCAGCACUCGUUCCGCUUUCCUUCUCGUUUGCUGUUAAUGGAUAUGAAUUUCUCCCUUCGUAACGCAACGUGUCAUACACGUACGCGCGACAGUGCGUGUUCCGUAACGUUUGUAAGUUUUCUAGUGAGUGGCAUGGAAAGCGUGGUAGUCCGCGCGCGCGCUUUACUCGGUUAUCCGAGACUCGAUAAGUCGCGUUUCGACUCGGUGGCUGCCCGAGAGCUGCCUCUGUCUCUCCGUUGUUCCGCGCGCUGACCGCGAGUAAGGAAUGCGGAAGUAGUGAGAAAUAACGCGGAUCGGUUGUCAUCGGUCGCGUUCCUCGUAUCAAAAUGUAUCGAUCGCGCAAACAUGACUGUUUUAUUGCUCGUCGUUAUGUUAAUCGUAACUCGUUCGGUCGCUGGAUCGCGCAUACCCGUGACCGAUGAGAAACGAGGUACGUAUCAUCUCGUUGUACAUAUUUAUACGGUGCUGUAUAAACUGCAAUUAUCUUUAA